AGCGUAAUAGGCCGUGUUGAGUCAUACUCCAGUGCUGCACGCAUACGUAUAUGCGCCUCAUCUUUUGCCGCAAAAGCAUUUCAUCGUGAAGCAGUUCAGCAAUGGAGAAGAAGACGUCCACCAACGGAAGGCUGCUGCCGGAGAAAUUACAUAAGUGUAGAAGCGAGAUUCGUCAGUAACGGUCAGACCAGCGCGUGUGCCAUUUGCUAUGAUUGUUCGGUGUUCGGUAGUGCAUGGUGCAUGGUGGAACCAUUUUUCCUAGUGAUGAUGAGAACUACUUCCGAUUGUUGCUAGACGUUGUCAGACAGUCCUGCUUUAAGCCGCGGAAAUAAGUGCGUAGGCGUGUGGUUGUGGUGUGCCAUUCAAGUGAUUAUGUUUGCAACUGCAUCGAAGCUUUGCUGAAAUAGCAACAAGCGUCGAAAGCAAUCGCUGUCUGUAUCGAAUGUGUAUUUCUAGCUAAUGGUCAGAAACAUCGAUUGCUAACCAUCCAACCACAGCACCCGGACACUGCCAUAAAGCCGUACUCCGUAUCAACAUUCCAAGGGAGCCAUUUUUUCUGGUGAAGGAGUACUGACAAACCACCCGGAGGACACACGAUGGAUCGGUUAGGAAUGCUGUCAUCCACGUUCGGUCCGUACCCGAACAAACAUUCUAGUCAAUUCCGCAACCCGUUCGGUGGCCGACCAUGGAUGGAGCAGCACGGUGCCGCUGCCGCUGCCCCCGGUGCCAAAGGGCUAAAGGGCAUCGUGGCCGGCGGCAUUACCGGUGGUAUCGAAAUUUGCAUCACCUUUCCGACCGAGUACGUGAAAACGCAGCUGCAGCUGGACGAGAAGGGUGCCACCAAGCAGUACAACGGCAUUAUGGACUGCGUGAAGAAGACGGUCAAGACGAACGGUGUGCUGGGGCUGUACCGGGGGCUAAGCGUGCUGCUGUACGGUUCCAUCCCGAAGUCAGCUGUCCGGUUUGGAGCAUUCGAAAGCCUCAAGGGACGGCUGAUGGAUACGAACGGUCAGCUGAGCACGUCCGGUAAGCUGCUGGCCGGUUUGGGAGCAGGCGUUGCCGAAGCGAUUCUUGCCGUUACGCCGAUGGAAACGGUGAAAGUGAAGUUUAUCAACGAUCAGCGCAGUGCGACUCCCAAGUACAAGGGUUUCUUCCACGGUGUCGGCAUGAUCGUGCGCCAGGAGGGUCUGUCCGGUGUGUACAAGGGCCUGACCGCGACCAUUCUAAAGCAGGGCUCGAAUCAAGCGAUCCGUUUCUACGUGAUGGAAACGCUGAAGGAUAUGUACAAGGGCGACGAUCCGUCCAAACCGGUACCGAAGAUGGUGGUCGGUGCGUUCGGUGCGGUGGCCGGCGCUGCAUCCGUCUUUGGCAACACACCGAUCGAUGUGGUGAAGACGCGCAUGCAAGGGCUCGAGGCGGCCAAGUACAAGAACACCGCCGACUGUGCGCUGCAGAUCUGGAAGAACGAGGGCCCGAUGGCGUUCUACAAGGGUACGGUACCGCGACUGAGCCGGGUCUGUCUGGACGUGGCGAUUACGUUCAUGAUUUACGACUCCUUCAUGGAUCUGUUCAACAAGUUCUGGCGUUAGGUCCAGCAGAGUGUUUUGGUCAAGCGUAACGGUGUUUGGAAUGUACAUUCGACAUGAAGAAUUCUCUGAGGGUGGGGUAAGAUAGGAAGGAUAGGGGGACAGAAGCGGAAAGGAAAGCACGCGUCGGGCAGCAAAUCGACAUUCCGGAGUACAUUCAGGGAUUUUAGGUUACUAGCGUAGGACUUUAGUCGAUGGGUACUUAGUGUGUGGGUGUGUUUUCCCCCAACUCGUGCCCCCUACUAGGGCAACGUGUUGACGAUGUUGACGAUGUACGGCACGAACUAGGCUUUAAAGCGGAACUACUAAUGCACAAUGCAGGUUGUUAGGCGCACCACUGUUAAACUACACUGUUAGAAGUCGUCGUCCGCCACGUGUCCGCAAUCACGUCCCCAAUCACCACACAACGAGUUGAGGAGGAGGCAGUCCACAGACGAGCCAAAACCCCCAUCGAACCGCAAUAACGUCCCUUUGCUGUUGUGGGAAUCACCAUGGGAACGAACUCCUGUAAGGAGCUAUAAUCACUAAACGAACGCAAGUAGGCGGCAAUUACUGUAAAACAGCCAUUUUCCGCGCCCACACACACAUACACACACCCGCACUCUAACAAACGUUCAACUGUAUGAGUGUUUGUGUGUGUGUGUUUUAUUAGGUUUUCGAGCAAAAGCAAAGUACUUUUAAACUGUUUUAGGCUUAAUGAUGCAUUCCGCGCUCGCUUGUUUGUUCUCCUGUGUCUCAUACAAGUCACCCCCAUACGCGCACACACACAUUCAUGUGUAAAGAGUGACACUAUUUGACACUUUGAUUUUUUAUGUUUUCAUCCAUUUUUCAUGUAUGUUGUAGGCUUGUUGGCUUUUUGACUAAAAUGUGUGUGUGUGCUGCUGAAGUGGAAACAAAGCAAAAACGAUACAUUUCCUGACUCGUAUUUAUAUACACCUAUACAUAUAUAAAUAUACAAAUAUCUAUAUACAAGUGUCGUACUCUGUAACCUUAGGGAGUGUGUUUCGGCUUUUUGUUUAAAAUUUUUUAGAGGCCAGCCUGUUUGUAUACUGUCAAAGAUUUGCAGGAAUAAAAUUAAGAUCAGAAAACA
Anopheles stephensi (Asian malaria mosquito) is the source of this 2676-nucleotide messenger RNA. It is a transcript of the gene sea, whose product is annotated as putative tricarboxylate transport protein, mitochondrial. NCBI's taxonomy places the organism in Eukaryota, Metazoa, Arthropoda, Insecta, Diptera, Culicidae. The transcript has 3 exons. Gene Ontology annotation, biological process: mitochondrial citrate transmembrane transport. Bases 597 to 1589 code for a protein of 330 amino acids. The record is from RefSeq and is a predicted model, not a curated record.